This is a messenger RNA of Callithrix jacchus (white-tufted-ear marmoset), 6743 nucleotides long. Lineage: Eukaryota; Metazoa; Chordata; Mammalia; Primates; Cebidae. The record is from RefSeq and is a predicted model, not a curated record.
UAGGCCUGGGAAGUCACAGCUGACCGUGAACAGUGACAAGUCAGACGCUGGAAUCGGACACAGACGAGCAGAUGUCACCGGCAGACACAGCCAGUUGUCACUCAUGGGGCUGAAGAGAUGUCUGUGCAAUAGAAACGCUUACCGUAGGAGGCUGGUGGGCCGUGAUCCCCAGCGUGAGCGUGCUCAAGCUAUGUGGUACUGCAGUUCGUGCUGCUGACUCCUGGCUCCGAAGACAGACAAAGCCUCCGGAAUAAGUAGCUGGGCCACUGACACUGGCUUCUAGUUCACAUGUACAGCUCUUGAUCCAUCAGGGUUGCUGACACACAUGGGGUUCUGUGAGUACUCUGUAGUCACUGUGGCCUUUGCCAGUCGUAACCGAGCAGUGCUAGUUUUCCGGGCCCAGGCCUCACCACACAGGCUCUCCCAGGUGAUGUGAGGCAGGCCUCUGCCUUCUGCUGCCAUCCCCACAUCAGUAACUCCUGGCUCUGCAGCCUCUAGUCCAGACUGUCCCUACAACUUUGACAUCUCCACGGUGUCUCAGCAUAGCCAAAACUAAUGAAUGAUCUCCCCCAAACCCCCAUCAUUAGAAAAAAGCCCCAAACCCAUCUGGCCCUUCUCCAGUGUUCUCAGAUAAGUAACUAGUGAUCGCAUCUAUCCUGCCAGUUGAUUAUGCCUUAGACCUAGGGCACUGAGUCCUGCUGGCCUCUGGAGUCUGCAGCCAUCCACUUUGCUCCCUCAUGUCCACCCUUCAUGUCAUCGAGCCAGCCCAUAAUUUUUUUAUUCAUCCUACAGUCAGAGGUCUUUCACAAACACACCUGAAAUGAGAAUCGUCCACUUUCUUCAGUAGCCUCUCAGGACACUUAGUACCAAGAGCCAAAUCCUUCCUUGGCCUGCAAGGCCCUGUUCUGACCGGCCCUGCAGAGCUUUCCCAAAAUGUACCGCUCUGCCUCCUGGCCCAGGAGACAGAAAUACCAUAUUGGUACAAAGAUGUUGCUCACAGCAUUAGUAUGAUAACAGAAACAGACAACCUACAUGUCUAUCACCAGGAGGCUGUUUGAGCUUGGGAUGUUAUGCAGUGCAUUAGAGUGGAAUGGAACACAAAGUUAUGGAGAAAUGCUCCUGCUGUGUUAAAAAGUUAAGGCCAGCACUUUGGGAGGCUGAGGCAGGAGGAUUGCUUGAGCCCAGUGGGACCCUGUCUACAAGAAAAAAAAAAAAAAACCUAGACACGGUGGUUCACGCCUGUAGUCCCAGCUACUCGGGAGGCUGAGGCAGGAGGGUCACUUGAGCGCUGGAGGUUAAGGCUGCAGUGAGUUAUGAUUAUGCCACUUGCAAUCUAGCCUACGCAACAAAGGAGACCCUUUCACUAAAAGAAAAAGUCUGUGGUGUGUUCAUUCAGUGAAUACUAUACAAUAUUGAUAUUGAAAAUGAACUAGCUACACACAUUGACCUAGUUGAAUCUUACAAUGUUAAGGGAAAGAAUUCAUCAGUAGGGUUCUGUUUCCAUGUUCAAAACCAGGCAAAAACCCUAAGCUGUGACCUAAGGAUGCAUACAAAGGUUUGGUUCCGCUAAACGCAAAGGAAGUGAUAGACACCUUUUGGUCCCUUAGACCAAAGUCUAAGGGAAAGAGGGACCCUGGGGUCCCUGUGCCACCCUGGCUUUAUUCUUCUAAGCCUCCUCCCGAGGCAAGGAGAGGACCAUGCAGGAAGCAGCCUUCCCAGGGACCUCCCUCUUCUGACACUCCCAGGAAGGAGGACCAGGAGAUGGGAGCCCCCAAGUCUGUUCCACUCCUCCAUCCCACCGCAUCCCUGCCAGGAUUGAGAGAAAGGCACUCUUCUGUUUCUUGACCUGGUAGUAGUUACACAGGUAACCACUUUAUAAUUGCACACAGAUGUGUCCGACAUAUUUCUUUGUUUAUAGGUCACAAUAAGAGAGAGACUGAGAGAGCACUUGAACCAAGAAAUGUGUGGCGAAGAACAGCCUGUGGCCCACAAUGGCCCAGGCUCUAGUUCUGAUGCUCAUACUUAGUGGCUGGGUGACCCUCCUGGCACAGUUCUGUGAAAUGCAGAGAAGGGAGAUGUGAAGAUGUGAAAAGGUAGAGUAAGAAAGCAUGGAGCUCAGGCCAGAUAGAAUGGCUCACUCCUGUAAUCCCAGCUCUUUGGCAGGCUGAGGCAGGUGUAUCACCUGAGGUCAGGAGUUUGAGACCAGCCUGACUAAUAUGGUGAAAUUCCAUCUGUACAAAAAAAAAAAUAUACCUGGGUGUGUUGGUAUGUGCCUGUAGUCCCAGCUAUUCAGGAGGCUGAGACAAGAAUCACUUCAGCCUGGGAGGCAGAGGUUGCAGUGAGCCAAGAUUGUGCCAGCUUGGGUGACAGAGUGAGACUCCAUCUCAAAAAAAAAAAAAAGGCCUGUAAUCCUAGCACUUUGGGAGGCUGAAGCAGGUGGAUCACCUGAGGUUAGGAGUUCAAGACCAGCCUGGCCAACAUGGUGAAACCCCAUCUCUACUAAAAAUACAAAAAUUAGCUGGGCAUGGUGACGGGCACCUGUAAUCCCAGCUACUCGGGAGGCUGAGGCAGGAGAAUCGCUUCAAUCUGGGAGCCAAGAUCAGGCCAUUGCACUUCAGCCUGGGCAACAAAAGCAAAACUCCGUCUCAAAAAAAAAAAAAAGCAUGGCGUUCGGAAGGCCCUAGUGUCCCUGCCAAGAGGAUGCUGCCCCAAGGAAUCCACCUGCCUGGGGCAGAACUGACCAUGGCUCUGCCUUUGGACUUGGGCAGGAUUUCCAUUGCUUCGAGCAGAAGCACGUCAUCCCUCCGCUGUGCACUUCGUUCCCCAGCACUGAGUCAGAGGCUUCCUCCCACCCUGAACUGGGGGGCUCUCUCCCAACUCUAGGGAUGAGGUGGACUGGCCUGUGCCAUGCCCUGAAGGAAGGCUUCCUGCUUCCAGCAGCAGGCGCAGAGCCGCUCCUUCCAGAAGAGCCGCCGUGGGGAAAGUUCGUGCUUGUGGAUGAGGCUCCUUGAAUAGUUCCAGCAGUUGAACUGGGCAGCGUCCUCCACAUGGAGCUGAGUCUUACUUGAGCAGUGGUUACUGAAGAUCUCAAUUUGAAACAAACAGAAAAGAUGAAAAAUAAUUUGUGGCAAAAGUAAGGAAUUGGAAGACAAAACACAAACCCGGCCACCCAGGCUCUAUUCCUGCAAGCCUACUCCUAAGGCGAGGAGAGGACCACACAGUAAGCAGCCCCCCAGGGGCCUCCCUUCUCCAACCUUCCCAGGAAAGAGGACUGGGAGGAGAUGGGAGCUCCCAAGCCUCUGCUCUACACCUCCCUCCCACCACACCCCUGCAGGGUCGCAGCCAUUUUUCUCCCUCUUCUGGUUCCAGAAGGCCUGCCGUCCUCAGCCUGGACAUCCACCUGUGCCAGCUGAGCCCCGUGGUUAAGAGCACAGGCUCGGCCAGAUGCAGUGACUCACGCCUGUAAUCCCAGCACUUUGGGAGGCUGAGGGGGGAGGAUCAACUGAGGUUGGGAGUUCGAGACCAGCCUGACCAACAUGGAGAAACCCCAUCUCUACUAAAAAAAUAUAAAAUUAGCCAGGUGUGGUGGUGCAUGCCUGUAAUUCCAGCUACUUGGGAGGCUGAGGCAGGAGAAUCACUUGAACCUGGGAAGCGGAGGUUGUGGUGAGCCAAGAUCACACCACUGCACUCCAGCCUGGGUAACGAGUGAAACUCCAUCUCAAAAGAAAAAGAGCACAGACUCAAUGCUCUCGCUUCCUCCGCUGUGAACUGGGCUCUCAGGGUUGAGCCUCGAUUUCUUCAUCUGCAAAAUGGGGGUAGUUUUAAUUCCUACUUGGGGAGCCUGCUUUCAUAACUGACUGGGAAAUGCCAGGAGCACUUAGCCCAGUGGCUGCUUGGAGUGCAGGUGUCAGCUCAGCCCUUCUGGUCUGAAAGCAACAGUUCGAGCUGGGGAAGAACCUAAAGUGGGGUCCUGGGAAGGGGUGGCAGAAAAAGGGGAGCAGAGAGCAGUUUACAUCUCCAGGGUCAGAGGGGAGGGCAGUUAGCAUUCCCAUGAAUGAAGGGGAGGGCUGAGGUACCACUCAGGCCUGGGGAUGCAAAUUGCAAAAUCAAGUUAGAUUUCAAAAUGCCCCUGAGAAGGGCGAGGUUCAUGCCUGUAAUCCCAACACUUUGAGAAGCCAAGGUGGGAGGAUCAUCUGAGGCUAGGGGUUCAAGACCAGCCUGACCAAUAUGGCAAAACCCCAUCUCUAUGAAAAAUUAAAAAAUUAGGCUGGGCGCAGUGGCGCACGGCUGUAAUCCCAGCACUUUGGGAAGCCAAGGCAGGUGAAUCAUGAGGUCAGGAGUUCAAAACCAGCUUGGCCAAGAUGGUGAAACCCUGUCUCUACUAAAAACACAAAAAAUUAACCAGGCGUGGUGGCAGGUGCCUGUAAUCCCAGCUACUCAAGAGGCUGAGGCAGAGAAUUGCUUGAACCUGGGAGGUAGAGGUUGCAGUGAGCCAAAAUUGCACCGCUGCACUCCAGCCUGGGUGAAAAAGCAAGACUCUGUCUCAAAAAAAAAGGAAAAGAAAAGAAAAAAAUUAGCCUGGUGUGAUGGUGUGUGCCUGUAAUCCCAGCUACUCUGGAGGCUGAGGAAGGAGAAUUGCUUGAGCCCGGGAGGCAAAGGUUGCAGUGAGCUAAGAUGGCACCACUGCACUGCAGCCUAGGUGACAGAGUGGGAAAAAAAAAGUAUGAAAAAGAUGAAUUGCAGGCCAGGCAUGGUGGCUCACACGUGUAAUCCCAGCACUUUGGGAGGCUGAGGUGGGCAGAUCAUGAGGUCAGGAGUUCGAGACCAGCCUGAACAACAUGGUGAAAUCCCAUCUCUACUAAAAAAUACAAAAAUUAGCUGGGUGUGGUGGCACAUGCCUGUAAUCUCAGCUACAUGGGAGGCCGAGGCAGGAGAAUCACUUGAAUUCAGGAAGCAGAGGUUGCAGUGAGCCGAGAUGGUGCCGCUGCACUCCAGCCUGAGUGACAGAGCAAGACUCUGUCUUGAUUAAAAAAAAAAAUGAAUUGCUAACAGUGUUGGAGCAAGUGGACAGUCAUCUUGGAAAAUAAUGAAGUGGAACCUUUCCCUACCUUGGAAAAAGCACUACUGUAUGUAAAGUGUUCUGGGAGAGAUAGGGCUCACAGGACUAAGCCAGGCCAAGAGGCCAGGGCCAGGUGAGUGGGGUUCUGAAGGGAAGGGCAGUGGAGGGCCAGACCUAAGGGUGGCUGGGGAAUGACGCAAAGGAGGGGGAAGAUGAGCCCCAAGAAGAGAAGCUGGGGGUCGGGUGAGAAGAGGGACUUUUGAGGAGGAGACGUGGUCUUUGGUGAGAAGCUGCCUUUGGCAGAGAGAAAUGGAGCCAAGAAAUUCUGAGCAAGUUUGAGUGGUUUGAGGAACAGGAGAGACAGCAACUGGGGAGCUGUAAACCCAGCAAGGGCCUGGGUGUGGGGCAGGACAGGACAGUGGGGCAGCGGGAGGAUGAAGCAAGGGUCCAGGCCAGACUAUCCUCCUCUCCAGCAGCCCCUCCCCUUGGGACUCGGAGGGGAGCUGACAUGCAAACCCUGAACACAGCUGUAACCACCAGGGCUGGGCUGAAGCAGAACUCUGGCUCCUGGUACCAUGGCUGGCUGGCAGAGGUGGGGACCCCCAGAAUCCGUGGAUCACAGGGACCCAUUUCUGGACAACCUCAAGUGCCCAGCCUGUUGGACAGUGAGAUGCUCCUCAGAUGGUGGCAGAGUGCACUCUACCCUGUCAGCUUCAGGGGAUGGAGACUGCUGCUGUAACGGUGUUCUGAGCAAUGGGACAGAGGCACUCAGACAGUCCUUUGAGUCAGCCAUGCCACAAAUGCUAAAGAGGUCCAGGUGCCAGGGACUCAGCCCCCAGCUCGAGAACCCCUGGGCUGUGAGGGCACCAGCUGCCAGGGCUGUGAAAGCCAUCUGUUUACAUAGCCUGUUGCCCACCUGUCCCUCAUAUCUAGAAUUGUGGGGAGGAGGCUUUGAGGUGCUGCAAUGCAGCCAGCCUAGUGGCACCCGCACUGUGUGGAGGCCACGUUCCCCGACUCCUUUGUUUCAUUGUUUUUUUAUUUUGUUUUGUUUUUUGAGACAAAGUCUCCCUCUGUUGCCCAGGCUGGAGUGCAGUGGCACGAUCUCAGCUCACUGCAACCUCCUCCUCCCAGGUUCAAGAGAUUCUCCUGCCUCAGCCUCCCGAGUAGCUGAGAAUACAGGCACACACCACCAUACCCGGCUAAUUUUUCUAUUUUUAGUAGAGACGGGGUUUCACCAUGUUGGGCAGGCUGGUCUUGAAAUCCUGACCUCAGGUGAUCUGCCUGCCCCGGCCUCCCAAAGUGCUGGGAUUACAGGCAUGAGCCACCGAAACUGGCCCCGACUCCAUUGUUUUGUUGUUGUUGUUGUUGUUUUUUUAUUGCAUUUUAGGUUUUGGGGUACAUGUGUAGAACAUGCAAGACAGUUGCAUAGGUACACACAUGGCAGUGUGUUUUGCUUCCUUUCUCCCCUUCACCCACAUUUGGCAUUUCUCCCCAGGCUAACCCUCCCCAGCUCCCCCACCACCGCCGCUGGCCCUCCCCUUUUCCCCCCAAUAGAUCCCAGUGCUUAGUACUCCCCUCCCUGUGUCCAUGUGUUCUCAUUUUUCAUCACCCGCUUAUGAGUGAGAAUAUGUGGUAUUUCAUUUUCUGUUCUUGUGUCAGUUUGCUGAGAAUGACGUUCUCCAGA